AUGAACGGAGUUAGAGGCCGGAAAAAGAGUGUCGGAGAUGAGGGAGGAGGGAGAAGAAUUGAACUAGUUGAUGUAUGGCCCAAGUGGCUAACAGACAACAUUCCAGCGCAGGUUUUGAAGGACAUCGUGCCCAAGUCUUCCGAUUCUUACAUCAAAAUAGACAAGAUAGGCGCGGGAACGUACAGCAACGUGUACAAGGCGAGGGACAGGGCGACAGGGGAGACGGUGGCCUUGAAGAAGGUCCGGUUCGACACCUCAGAAGCCGAGAGCAUCAAGUUCAUGGCACGAGAGAUCAGGUUCUUGCAGAGGCUGGAUCACCCCAACAUCAUAAAGCUCAAGGGAUUAGCCACUUCAAGAAUGCAGUUCAGUAUUUACUUGGUUUUCGAAUACAUGCACUCCGAUCUCUCGAGAAUCCUGUCUAGGCCGGAAGAGAGGCUAACACAAUCACAGAUCAAAUGCUACAUGCAGCAGCUGCUUUCCGGCCUUCGCCACUGCCACGAGCGCGGUGUACUGCACAGAGACAUUAAGCCGUCGAAUCUACUAAUAGACAAGAACGGCACACUCAAGCUUGCAGAUUUUGGGCUGGCGAAUUUGAUCAAUCCGAAGAGAAGAAAACGGCCUCUGACCAGCUGCGUCGUGACGCUUUGGUACAGAGCUCCAGAGCUGCUUCUCGGCUCCACGGAUUACGGAGUUGGCAUUGAUCUCUGGAGCGUUGGUUGCCUCGUGGCGGAGAUGUUUGCCGGUAGACCAAUUCUGCCUGGUAGAACUGAGGCUGAGCAAGUCCACAUAAUCUUCAAGCUGUGUGGCACUCCACCAGAUGAAUAUUUCAAAGGACUGAAGCUCUCCACAUCUCUAAUCAACCCUGCAAAGACCUACAAAUCCAGCCUUGCUGAGAAGUGCAGGAACUUCCCUUCUUCUGCUAUGGCUCUUUUAACCGUUCUGCUAGCUCUCCGUCCGUCCCUUCGUGGCUCUGCAGCUUCUGCUCUCGAAAACGAGUUCUUUCAGAGUAGUCCUUUGGCAUGCGGACCCUCUGGCUUGCCGGAUAUCCGAGCUGAGGACAAGGAUCAAGUCCCAAUAAACGAGAGGCGAACGCAUAGGAGUAGUCGAGUAAGGCGAUCACAGAAAGAAGAAGAAAAAGGGAGAUGAUGAUGAAAGGAUGAGUAGUUGCCUCUUGUCGCUAUUUCAAGAUCGAACGAAUGUUGCUAGCUAGAAACAUCGGGAAUCUACCUCCGUUGGCCAGUGCUAAGAUACGUACGAUCAACUAAAGCCUAGUGUCACUAAUCAUCCAUGUAGUGGAGAUUGGAUCAUUUAGAAUUCUUGAACGAUAAAAAUAUAUCUGAGUCAAAUCUAUCACACCUUAUCUCAUACUAUUAUGUAUGAAAUGAGCCCUAAGUAAUUGAUAACCAACUUGCAU
Salvia hispanica is the source of this 1414-nucleotide messenger RNA. The record is from RefSeq and is a predicted model, not a curated record. Lineage: Eukaryota; Viridiplantae; Streptophyta; Magnoliopsida; Lamiales; Lamiaceae.